ACAGUAUUCCAUCAGAUGCGGUGGAAUAUAGUUGCAUUUGUUUUUUAUCUGCUAAUAGUUAUAGGCUAUAGGUAUAUUGAUACUUACUGUACACCAAUUGAUAUCUCUUUAUUUAAAUUUCAAUAGUCUUAUCAAUCUUAUUAUCAAUCUCAAUAAGUGUCAAAAUAAAUAAGUUUUAUUAAAAUAAAUUAUAUUUGUAUUUGUUUGACUUUAGCUCGAAUAAAAAUUUAAAAAGAGAGAGGAAAGAUUACAGUGUUUGGUGAUUCGUAGAAUACACCUGGUGAACGAAAAAAGUAGUGAUAAUAUUAAAGAAACAUUAUUCAAAAUAAGUAGUAACAGAGUAUUUUUAAUUCAUCAAUAUGAAAAAAAAAAAUUUUAAAUCCCAAUUGAUUAUGUGAAAUUACAAUGAAAUGAUGAAUACCGUACGAGAGAACACAGAACAUAGAUAGAAAGUAAUCGGUCAAAAGUGGUGACCAAGAUGGCGGAGUCAAGUUAUUAUCAGAAUGAUUAUUCGAGACAACCAGUUGUGACAGAAUUGUCACAAAAGUAUGGAAUCGCAGGGAGUGAUCAAGUGCCUCUUCCAGCACGCCUUGAUGAAUUACGUGAACACAUUCGCCGUGAAAUACGAAAGGAAUUGAAAAUAAAAGCUGGUGCCGAGAAGCUUCGUGAAGUAGCAUCAGGGCGUAAAGCAUUGUCGGAUGUUGCUAUAAUUGUAAAAAAAGCUAAUAGUAAAUUAAAUGAAUUGCAAGCUGAACUACAACAGCUCGAGAGUCAAAUAAUUUUGACUCAAGGACAACCGCAAGCAUCACAAAGAGACUAUUCUAAUGGUCAAGAUACACAAUCAUCACCUGUUGAUUCGUCAUCUCCAAGUCAAGAAGGACUUAUUACAGACUUAAGACUUUUGUCUUUAGAAAAGCAGCUUAAUAUUGAAUUAAAGGUAAAACAAGGAGCUGAGAAUAUGAUUCAAAGUUUAACGAGUGGACAUAGAGAUAAAAAAUUAUUACAAGAAGCUCAGCAAAUGCUGGAUGAUUCUCGGGCAAAAAUAGAAUUUCUUAAAAUGAGAAUAAUGAAGGUUCGACAAGCAAGGCAACAACAGAAUGCUCGGGGUGAAUCGCCUUUUCAUAAUGGUGAAGCAACUGGUAAUAAAGAUAAGUAUGAACCAAGCUUGGAGUUGGCUCUUGAAGAACGAGUAGAAGAACUUCGUCAUAGAUUAAGGAUUGAAGCUGCUGUUGUAGAAGGAGCUAAAAAUGUUAUUCGUCUUCUACAAAGUGCCAAAGUUGCUGACAAAAAAGCCCUUACUGAAGCUCAAGCAAGUCUUUCGGAGUCUAGUCGUAAGUUGGACUUGUUGAGAAUGGCAUUAGAUCUUAGAAGACAAGAGCUACCACCUGACAGUACUACGGCUGUUCAAUUAAAACGAGAAUUGGCAAAUGUUCAAUCUGCAAGUCCUUUACCUGUAACAUAUACAUCUCUUCAACCGUUUCGUGGACCUCUUGAGGGACGUACUGCUGUCCCGGUCUCUGUUUCACGAUGUGCAGCAGUUACCGGACAGUUAGAAGUAAGGUUAAUGGGUUGUCAAGAUCUUGCAGAAGAAGUACCAGGACGAACACGUCGAGAACAUCAUCCUGCUAGUCCAGAUCUCCGGAGUUUUGUAAAAGGUGUGACAGGACGUAGCUCGAGUAAAUCAUAUAGUGUUAAAGAUGAAAUUUGUAAUGACAUAAUGGCUGUCAUUAAAUUGGAUAAUCAAACGGUAGGUCAAACUAGUUGGCGACCAUGUUCGCAACAAGCUUGGGACCAAAGGUUCUCUAUUGAAUUAGAUAAAUCUCGUGAACUUGAAAUUGGAAUUUAUUGGAAAGAUUGGCGUUCACUGUGCGCUGUUAAAUUUUUACGUCUUGAAGAGUUUAUUGAUGACGUACGACAUGGUAUGGCGCUUCAGCUUGAACCUCAAGGUUUACUAUUUGCUGAAAUUAAAUUUCUUAAUCCUAUGAUUUCAAGAAAACCAAGACUUCAAAGGCAAAGAAAAAUAUUUAAACAACAAGCUAAAAAUUUCCCUAGAGCUAACCAAAUGAAUAUUAAUGUUGCUACGUGGGGAAGACUUCUUAAAAGAUCCGCACCUUCAUUACAUAACACGAGAAGUUCUGAAAGUCCUCCAUCAGGUGCACAAGCGUUACAACUAACAUUUGAUACACCAGUUGAAGAUAAAGCCGAAACUCCUGGAGAAUUACCAGAUCCUGAAAAAGGAGGACUUAGUGGUACUCGUCCUUUAGGAAUGUCUUCAUCAUGUAACAGCUUAUCAACACAAAAUCAUCCGCCCUCACUUCCAUUAGCUCCACCACCACCACCACCUACAUUUUCGACAUCUUUAUCUAAAAAAUCUUCUACAAACUUGGCAGCUCUACCACAACCUCCUAAACUUGAUCAUGAUUUACAGAGUGCACUUAAGGAGUUUGAUUUUCUGCACAACGAGGACAAAAUGGGUGCAAAUUUAAGACCUCUUGUCACGGAGCCUCGCCCCGUACUGAUAGCGCCACCUUCUCCGCGCACUCCCUCGCCUCAACCUGUGAUCGAGUUCCCUGAAGAUGAGGUUCUAUAUGAAAUUCCAAUAAGACCAUUGCAAUACCGAGAUAGUGCUUAUGAAUCUCGAAGACAAUCACAACUAACUGGAAUGACAUUAGAUAAUUUUCGAUUACUAUCAGUUCUCGGUCGAGGUCAUUUUGGCAAAGUUAUUUUAUCACAGUAUAGAAAUACUGGAGAAUAUUUUGCUAUAAAAGCUUUAAAAAAGGGAGACAUUAUUGCCAGAGACGAAGUUGAAUCUUUGUUAUCAGAAAAAAGAAUAUUUGAAGUUGCUAAUGCUACAAGACAUCCAUUCCUUGUCAAUUUAUUUGCUUGCUUCCAAACAGAGGCACAUGUUUGCUUUGUCAUGGAAUACGCUGCGGGAGGUGAUUUAAUGAUGCAUAUACACGCAGAUGUAUUUGGAGAACCUCGUGCUGUUUUUUAUUCAGCUUGUGUCGUCUUAGGACUUCAGUAUUUACAUGAAAGUCGCAUUAUUUAUAGAGAUUUAAAAUUAGAUAAUCUUUUGCUUGAUACGGAAGGUUAUGUUAAAAUUGCUGAUUUUGGUUUGUGCAAAGAAGGUAUGGGAUUUGGUGAUCGAACAGGAACGUUUUGCGGUACUCCAGAAUUUUUGGCUCCUGAAGUUCUUACUGAAACUUCGUAUACUCGAGCAGUUGAUUGGUGGGGACUUGGUGUUUUGAUAUUCGAAAUGCUAGUUGGAGAAUCUCCAUUCCCGGGAGAUGAUGAAGAAGAAGUUUUUGACUCAAUUGUAAAUGAUGAAGUUCGUUAUCCACGUUUUUUGUCACUAGAAGCUAUUGCCAUUAUGAGAAGGUUAUUGCGCAAAAAUCCAGAUCGAAGGCUUGGUAGUAGUGAACGAGACGCUGAAGAUGUUAAGAAACAGUCAUUUUUCCGACAUAUUGUUUGGGACGAUCUUCUUCUUCGACGAGUAAAACCACCAUUUGUACCAGUAAUUCAUUCAGUGGAGGAUGUUAGCAACUUUGAUGAAGAAUUCACUUCAGAAAAACCUCAUUUGACACCACCCAAAGAUCCACGGCCGCUCAGUGAACUAGAACAAGGUCUAUUCCGCAAUUUCACAUACAUGGCUGAUUGGUGCUAACACACCUAAAAUAAUGAAUGCAUAUCUUGAAGACGAAAAAAGUAAAUAUAUUCAUGAACAAAGCAGUUGUCACGAUCAAAUACUACUGAUACUCGGUUCAAAUGUAUAUUUUUUAAAAUUAUUUUUUUGACUACUCUAAGUUAGUUACUCAACGGAUCAAAAUAUAAUUAAUUGCAUAUUAUUAUUGAUUACAAAAAAGGUUUUUAAUAUUUAUAUAAUUUCUUUAAAUUCUGCCUUUAAUUAUCAUAUAAUUAGAAUACAGUCGUUCUUUUCUUUCAUGUUUUUUAAGGUGAAUUCCGUAUCUCAUAAGAUAGAAAUUUUCUAAGAGUUUAAUCGAUUAGAAAAGUAUUUUUCUAACAUAUAUAUUUAAUCAUGUAAAUCUACUGUUACUUUUUCAAAAUUUUUAUUUAUAUAUAUAUUUGUCUCCAGUUUGUGCGUUUUAUCAUGUUAGUUAUUAGACAUUGAAAAAAUAUCUACAUAUAUUUCUAAACAAGUACUAAUUAUUAGAUUAUUCACCAGUGUUAUUCAAUCUAAAUAUUAUUUGUAUGUGAUUUUGAGUUUUAUUGAAUUCACAUUUACUUUCCUUUACUUUUUCAAAGCACAAGUAGCUAUUUUACAAACAAAUUUAAUUUAAUUGUUUAAAUUAUAAUAUUAAUAUAAAGAGGCCUUUAUUCUAAUCAGAACGCUAAAUACUAUUGAAAAUGACUUAGAAAGCCUAUUAUUUUGUUGUGAUUAUAAAACAAAACAAAAAACAAAUCAAAUGAUUUGAUAUUCAUAACAGAAUUCAAUAAUUGUAAUUUCUUAUAUUGUCUUGUUCAAACUGAGGAAAAAAAGCAUAUCUAUUUUGAUAUCUCACAACAAAAUGCGAUUUUAUAAAAUUUUCGCUGCUUAUAAAACCGUAAAAACCACUAUCUUGUGACCAAAUCUAUUUUUCCAUACAAAAUAUUUCUGUAAAAAAGUAAUCAAAACUUUAUGUUCAUAAAUGUACAAUAAAGUGGCCUUAAAAAUUGGUAUAAACAAA
Cotesia glomerata is the source of this 4685-nucleotide messenger RNA. It is a transcript of the gene Pkn, whose product is annotated as serine/threonine-protein kinase N. The transcript has 11 exons. The coding region runs from base 479 to 3664 and encodes 1061 amino acids. Gene Ontology annotation, biological process: signal transduction; protein phosphorylation. Gene Ontology annotation, molecular function: small GTPase binding; protein serine/threonine kinase activity; ATP binding. The record is from RefSeq and is a predicted model, not a curated record. Lineage: Eukaryota; Metazoa; Arthropoda; Insecta; Hymenoptera; Braconidae.